CCCGUUCCAUUCCCCUUCAUUUACGCUUUUGAAUAAAAUAUAUAUUCUCGAAUAGGUAAUUAUUUAGAUCAAAAGGCUUGUUUCUCUUGUUUUGGACAAUUGAGAAGAUUAAUUUAACACAAUUUUUUUAAUUUCAAAUGUGGUUAUUACACCAAUUGCCCAUUCUUAAAAACCAUACGUAAAGGCCUACAAAGAUGUUCAUAUAAAAAGGCCUUAUUGUGAUACCAUGGGCCAUAGGGUAGGCUAUAUUAGUCCAAAAAUUCUUCAUAUCUGUUUUGUUCAGUUAACUCUAAUAAUAAUUUGGUGAAACCUAUUGUUGUAGAUGACGCUUACCCUUCCGCGAAAUCAGUCGAUUGGAGUCCAAGGAAGAGAUCUCAAGUUGACGCUAGAGGAUGCUCUGAGCUAUGUGAAAGAAGUCGAGAGAGCGUUUGCACACGACCAAGGAAAGUUUGCCACUUUCUGCAAGCUGAUGAUUGAUGCCAAGAGGAAAAGGUUGGGAAUGUUUUUGUAUAUCUAUCUAAGGAACUUUUGGUUUUGUGGAAGAAGAGAAAAAUAUGCAGAAGAAGAUUAAUGCUCUGAAUGAGCUUGUUGACACAUAGAAAUAAGCUCUAAUGAAUUUGGAUUCAAA
Thlaspi arvense is the source of this 628-nucleotide messenger RNA. Lineage: Eukaryota; Viridiplantae; Streptophyta; Magnoliopsida; Brassicales; Brassicaceae. The record is from the annotation of a GenBank genome assembly.